This is a messenger RNA of Phalaenopsis equestris, 1228 nucleotides long. Its product is annotated as prolyl-tRNA synthetase associated domain-containing protein 1. Lineage: Eukaryota; Viridiplantae; Streptophyta; Magnoliopsida; Asparagales; Orchidaceae. The coding region runs from base 208 to 1167 and encodes 319 amino acids. Gene Ontology annotation, molecular function: aminoacyl-tRNA deacylase activity. The transcript has 13 exons. The record is from RefSeq and is a predicted model, not a curated record.
CAUCAUUCCACCAAUCUUUUUUAAAAGCACAAAAGAAUUUCCAGACAUCAAAGAUCACUCAAAUGGAACUGAACUUGAAGGCUUCCCAAACAAAACCUAAGCUUUAAACCACCAUUGAAAUACCAGCACACCGACCCAAGAAGUGACCUACGUCGCUCACCGAUUCAUCUGUUCAUACUUAUCAGGCUCAUCGAAGAACCAAAGAGAAUGGGAUACACAAAGAUUCAGUUACUAGCUCGCCUCAAGGAACUACAUAUUGAUUUUGCCACCUUUGAGCACCCUGCUGUAUUGACAGUUGAAGCACAGGCUAAAUAUGUCGGACACUUGGGAGGUGGUCUGAGCAAGAACUUGUUGUUAAAGGACAAGAAGCAUCGAUACUACAUGAUCUCAGCUUUGGCAGGAACUAAUGUUGAUCUAAAAGUUCUGUCCCAGCGCCUUGGUUUAGGGAAAGGAGGCUUGAGAAUGGCUCCUGAAGAAGCUUUGCAGGAAAUACUUCAGGUACCUCUGGGAUGUGUUACUCCAUUGGCAUUGAUUAAUGAGUCUGCAAGUGCUGUUUCACUGUUGUUGGAUCAAGCAUUUAAAGCUCAGGAGUGCUGCUUUUUCCAUCCUUUGUCAAAUGACACAACAAUUUCUCUCAGUGCAACCAACCUUGACAUGUUCCUGUCAUCUAUCGGAAGAAAUCCGUCUUAUGUAGACCUUGAGGCUCAAACAGUGGUAGGAAAAGAUAAUCCUCCUGAUCUUGCUGCUUUUGUACCAGUAGAAGUACCACAGCCGCCCUUACAAACAAUUAGUGCAGCAGUUACUCAUGUUCAUGAGCAAAAGCAUGCACCUUUGGAGAAAAGGUUAACUAACGUUCAAGAAGCUGAUAACCUGUCUAAAAAUUCCAAAAAAGCAACAGAGAAGCCAAGCCGAACUAGCGACGUUCUAGCCGAGGCAACGGAUGUCAAGAAAUUUAUCAAAGAACUGAUAGAGAAGACAUCUUUGGCUGUUUUGUCUGAGAUAUCCAAAGAUGCAAAAGAUGAUGGGAGAGAGCCUCUCAAAUCAGCAGUGCUGGAUGGAGUCAAUAAGCGGAUCGCCUCUGAUCUAGAGAACUUAGCUAUGAUAUUGAAGAAUGCAGCAUAUACACAAGGGUUCCAAGCUGGAAUUCAGAGGGGCUGGCCGCGCUGAUUGCUUCUAUACUGCAAACUUCACAACUGGUGCUGUGAUUGAAACAAGUUCUAAAUUGAAA